Messenger RNA from Owenia fusiformis, 715 nucleotides. The record is from the annotation of a GenBank genome assembly. Lineage: Eukaryota; Metazoa; Annelida; Polychaeta; Sabellida; Oweniidae.
UAGCCCACUGUAGACAUUGGUCAAGAUUUGUAUUGGUAAAAGUAAAUUAUAAGGAUAAACUACACGUACCAAUGCUAAAAAAUGAAUAGUAGAAUUAGGCUACCUUCAAGAUUUACCGAUUUUUAUAUGACAGUGAAGCUUGUUAUCCGCUAACAUCAGACUGGUACACUAGUUAUGAAGAAGCGGAAAACUCCAUGGGAAAUCUCUCCGAAACGGCUGACAAUGUAACGAUACAACAACGUAAUAUUUCGAUACACAAGACACUCGCAGAAUAUGUACGCAUAAUUUUCAUGUACUUAGUACACACGGGUGUAAUGGAAAUGUGUGUUGUGAACUGCUUGGGGUGUCAAAACGACUCCCCGGGUCAAAUGGCACAUAUGAAUGGGGGCUGCCUAACAUUUAUAGAGGAAGCUAUAGACCAAUAUGCCAUCGCUGUCAAACUGACUGUGCCAGAGUCGCAGAUGGUCUAUAUUGAAGAACAAUUGUAUCUACGUUUGGGAUUGCCUUCGAGAACAUUACCAACUCAAGAGAUUUUAGAUAUUCUAAAGUCAGAUCCGGAAAUCGAGGAUGAUCUGUUAACAGCCAUCGCGACGGGUGAACAAUCCCUGACAAUGACGUUAUUUAGUAUAAUUGAUCAAAUACUAAUCGGAUAAUUGAUGAAGAAACACAUGAACAAUGGGUGGUUGGUUAACGUAUACGUCUGUAAACAUGCGUC